UUUUAACCACCCCACCUCUCGACGUGUUCUGUCCUCCCAGGACGUCACGUUCGACGAGUCGGUACCCUACUACCGCCUCUUCCCCUACCGCACUCCGUCCCUCCCCCACCCCCGCUCUUCUUGGUACCAGGUCCCCCCCAGUAGUCCCCCUCCCCCUCAGGGUCCUGCCCCUUCAGCCUGGGGGUGGGAGUCUAGGGGUGCUGAGCCUGGUGGUGCUGAGCCUGGGUGCGAGUCUGGGGGUGCUGGGCCUGGGGGUGCUGAGCCUGGGGGUGCUGUGUCUGGGGGUACUGAGCCUGGGGGUGCUGAGCCUGGGGGUGCUGAGCCUGGAGGUGCCGAGCCUGGAGGUGCUGUGCCUGGGGGUGCUUCGUCUCACGCCGGGAGCCGCUCUCUCCACAGGAGCUGCGUGAGUGGUUUGCCCGGCGCUGGAGGCGUGCCGCUGGUGCUGGUGGUUCUUCGGCUGCGGAGGGCGCUGCUGCCGCACGCUACCUGGCGGUGCUCGUCCUGUGGGUGCUGGAGCUGCUGGUCUGAGGGUUCUCCUGGAGCUGGUCCUGCUGGGGACGUUGGCGCUGAGCCUGCGGUUGGUGGUCCGACUGACGUGCUCUGUCUGCUGCUGAUGGAGGUUCUGGAGCUUCUGGUGGUUCUGCGGUGGACGGUGCUGCUGGAGUGGGUGCUCCGGCCGGAGCUGCUGUUCUGUUCCUUCUGUUUCUGGCGUCGCCGCGCGUGUCUCGGACCGUACUUCGUUCCGCUCCUGGAGCAGGUUCUUGGUCUUGCUCCUCCUCCUCCUCCCUUAGAGGGUCCGCAGCCUGUCCGGUCACAGCCACAGCUAGAGCCUGCCUCCCCUUUGCCUGCUCCUUCUCCCUACGCUGGUCCGACUGGAGGCCUUACUGAGCGUCCCGACCCGGAGUCGGACUCUCUUCGUGCUGCCAGUCCUACUGUCACGCGUCUCCUUGCUACUGCUGUCACUGACCCUUCCUUCGAGUCGUCUGCUGCGUCUGCCCUUGUCACUGAGCUUGUCGACUUUGCUGCGCGCUGUCGUCUAGACUACGCUGCUCGUCUUGUCGCUGAGUCUGAGUCCGCCUGUCCUCCGUCCGUCGGGGAGGGUCCCUACUCCUCUCAGUUGGCAGGGCAGCUUAUGGAUGCAGAGAUGGCUUCCUGGAAGUCCACAGGCACCUACGUUGACGCGGUUCCCCCUCCUGGGGCGAACAUCGUCAGUGGCAUGUGGAUCUUCAGGGUGAAGCGGCCGCCGGGGCUCGCCGCCUGUCUUCAAGGCGCGUUACGUGGCUCGUGGCUUCAGUCAGCGGCAGGGAGUUGA
This is a messenger RNA of Closterium sp. NIES-65, 1312 nucleotides long. The record is from the annotation of a GenBank genome assembly. Lineage: Eukaryota; Viridiplantae; Streptophyta; Zygnematophyceae; Desmidiales; Closteriaceae.